AUGAUUAUUCAAAGAUUAACAUUUAUCGAAAGUUGUAUUGGAGUUGGAUUAAAUUUAUUAGUUUUUGUAAUGUUUAGUUACAAUAAUUCAACUAAAAAAGAUAAUUAUUUUUUAUUUUUAAAAUGGACAAGAUUAAUAGAUGUAUUAAUACCUUUUACAAGUGGUGUAAUGACAAAUGGAUUUUCAUUAACACCAAUGAAUGGAAGUGCUUCAGAUACAGUUUGUUUUUGGUUAAAAAGUCCUAUGCUAUGUAAUUAUAUGAUAAUUUCAAGUCUUAUAGUAGUAUUGGCAAAUAAUAUUUUAAGAAAAUUAUCAUAUAUGUUUCGUUAUAAUAUAUUUGUUCUCAAAAAAUCAACUUUUUAUUGUUCAAAAUUUGAAAAAUAUUUUACAAUUUUAGGCUUAAUAAUAAUGCCAAUAAUUUUUUUAUCAUAUACUCAUACAUUUCCUCUUAAACCAGAUGAAUAUGAAAAAUAUUAUAACAAUAUAGAUAAAGUUUUACAAAAAAUUCCUAAUACUUCAUAUAUAAUAUCAUUAUAUAAUCCAAAAAUUUCAUUAAACAAUAGUAUAGUAAUUUUUUUUUCAAUUGGUUGUAUUUAUCUUGGUAUAACAAUUGCUAUAAUGAUAUUUUGGUAUGCAAUACCAUUAGAAAAACAAUUAAAAUCAUGUAAAAAAAAUGGAUUUAAUGAAACAAAUAAAAAAAUUAUUAAAGCAAUAUUUUAUUUACGUAUAUCAAUAAUAUUACCAGUCUUCUGUUCAUUACUUCCAACAUUUUUUGUAUAUAUUUAUUCAAUGUUAACAAAAGAUACAUUAGCAAAUGGUUUAUCAUUAGGAUUUUAUUUACCAUUAAUUUAUCAAACAUACUCAAUAAUUAAUCCAAUAGUUAUUAUGUUUCAAGGACAAUUACUUAAAAUAAAAAAUAAUAAUAAAGUUACUUCAGUAAAAAAAAUAAAUAUUUUUUUAAUUAACAAAUUAGGAAUGUAA
Strongyloides ratti is the source of this 981-nucleotide messenger RNA. RefSeq lists its product as hypothetical. The record is from RefSeq and is a predicted model, not a curated record. Lineage: Eukaryota; Metazoa; Nematoda; Chromadorea; Rhabditida; Strongyloididae. Bases 1 to 981 code for a protein of 326 amino acids. The transcript has 2 exons.